Molecule: messenger RNA, 1827 nt
Organism: Dermacentor silvarum
Lineage: Eukaryota; Metazoa; Arthropoda; Arachnida; Ixodida; Ixodidae
Product: cytochrome P450 3A11
Exons: 14
Coding region: 50-1663 (537 amino acids)
Molecular function (GO): monooxygenase activity; oxidoreductase activity, acting on paired donors, with incorporation or reduction of molecular oxygen; iron ion binding
Source: RefSeq, a predicted model, not a curated record
UGUUGUCAACAGUCCUCGCCUUCUGAAAAGUCUGCUGGAGGAAAAGAGCAUGGCCGUCUGGAUCUCCCUAGUCUUGGCAGCUACCGUCCUAUGGGCGCUGUACACGUGGCGCAAAAGGAAGUUUUCCUACUUCAAGGACAUGUGCGUACCUGGGCCAGAACCAAGCCUAAUAUUUGGGAAUCUGAUGGAGAUAAGGCGAAGGGGUGGUGCGGCGAUGUUUGCUGAAUGGAUAAAGAAGUACGGGAAUAUUGUCGGAUUCUACAACGGUGCCAUUCCUUUCCUCUUGGUCAACGACCUAGAGUUGCUGAAGAGAGUGGAAAUCGAAGAUUUUCACAAUUUCACCGAACGAGGGAUUGUCUUCGAGGUCCAGGCCGUGCCCGACAUUCGGCAGAGGCUCAUCGUCACUGCUCCGGUGAACCGCUGGCGCGAGAUGCGUGCCGUGCUCAGUCCCGCCUUCACCACCAAGAAACUGUCGCAGAUCUUCGUCAUUAUGGACGAAUGCAGCGACACAAUGAUCGAGCUGCUCCACCAGAAGGCGGCGGCGGACGAGGCAGUGGAGGUGUCGAAGGCCUUCAGGCGCGCCACCAUGGACACCAUGUUCAAGGCGGGCUACGGCGUCGACCUCAAUGUCCAGCGGAGCACUCCUGGAGGGCCCCUGGAUCAGAUGGGCGACGGUGCUGGGGCGCUGCUACGGAGAGUGCCCCUGCAAGGAAUCAGUUUUCUAUCCAACUGCUUCCCGGAGCUGCAUCACCUCUGGUUCCUUCUCUCAUGGGUGACGUCACGGCUGGUGGUACCUUACUUCACUCUGACCACGAAGCUCAUCCAGCCGGUUAUGUCCGAGAGGCGGGCGAAGGCGCUGCGUGAGAAAGCUGAUGUUCUGCAGCUUCUUCUGAACAAGGAAAAUACGGGAGAGCUGUUCAAGAGCGACGCACACGGAUUUGACGGGAAAACGAAGCUGGCGCUAACGAGAGAAGAAGUGAUCGCGAAUUCGGCAUUUUAUUUGAUUGCCGGCCUAGAAGCGACACCAAACACGAUGGGCCUCACUCUGCACCUUCUCGCGUUGCAUCCUGAGAUUCAAGAGAGGCUACAGGCUGAGAUCUCGGAGGUACUCCAGAAAGACGGCAAGUUUACAUCGAAGAACGUGAUGGAAAUGCCCUACAUGGAUAUGGUUUUGAACGAAUCUAUGCGCUUUUACACUGGAGUAGUCGGCUUUGUGACACGGCGUGCAGCAAGCGACUUUGAAUUCAAGGGCACCAAAAUUCCCAAGGGUCUCAGCAUCAUGGUGCCGGUGACUUACCUACAUCACGAUCCCGAAGUUUGGUACGAACCAGAAAAGUUCGAUCCAGAAAGGUUCAACCCUGAAAACAAGUCACAGAUCCACCCGGCCAGCUUCCAGCCUUUUGGGAAAGGCCCCCGGGAAUGCCUUGGAAAAAAUUUUGCUCUCGUCGAGAUGAAACUGAUGCUCUCCAAGUUCCUCACUAAUUUUCGGGUAAUCGUUGAUGAUGAGCAUCACAAGGAACCUAUCAAGCUCAGCUCGGCGUUCAUCACCACAGUGGUCCACGAUGGCAUCUGGCUCAAGCUUGAGAAAAUGCAGCGCGAUCCAAGCACAGGUUCAAUGAGGAAAGCCCACACGGCAGCACUUGAAGCCGGCAUCAACGCUUAGCCGCUUUCUCGACAAUUUUCACCUGUACGUUACCUCACUGUUUGGAUCUUGAAGGUUGCAACCGCUCUUAGUUCAGUAGCUGUUAGAUCUCUAGCAGGCGCAGCAGUACACGUGUUAUUUCUCAGGACACCUCACAUAGCCGGAAUCGAAAUGACUUGUCUCCU